AACACAAAAUAUCAAAGGGUAAUGCCGUCACAAAUACAAGUGGCUUUAGAUCUGUGAUGUCCAAACAGGUUGAGCUAAACACAGCUGUCAAUAAACAGGAAAAUCAUGCUGGUAUGUCUAAAAAGGCCAAGUCUAAGAGGUUUAGAAAGUCUAAGAUCCAGACUCAUCCACCAUCUUCAAAUGAGUCCUCUCUUAAGUCAUCAGAUGAGGAUGAGGAGGAUGACAUAACCACCAGCCGGCUCUCCUCUAAAUGUGUAAAGCUUGGCCAUCAGAGUUAUGUCAAACAAGAAGUCAGACAUGCUGCAAAUAUUUCUACCACAGUGUCAACGAGCAAAUUUAAAAUGAAGACAUCUUUUGCUGGAACUCAGGGUAAAAGUGAAGUUAAAGUCAGUAGAGAUUGCUCCCAAAAAAGACACUCUUUAUCCCCUCAAGCAUUGUCACAAAGGACAAAUGUAGAAAAAAACAUCCUGAAUGCAAAGAAAAGUGUUCCACAGCAAGACCCCCAUAUGCAUUUUGCUUCCAGUGACAUCAACCCAUUUGUUCACCAGUGGCAAGGCAACGACUCAGACCGACACUGUAAUAAGAACCCAGCAUUUGGGAGUGCUGCUGACCUAUCUUGUAAAUCUCCACUUUUAAACAGCGCUGAGAAACGUAUAACAAGAUGCUGUAGCGUUGACAAUGGUUUGAACAGGCAGAACUCUCCUUUUAAUUCCCAUCUGAGCACUUACGCCACCAACAAGGGGCUCUCCAGUACGCUUAGCAGCAUGGAGGAUUAUAAGGGACAAGUCAACUGUCAACAGUCGUCUGUUGAUAUUCACAAUCAUAUAGCCAACCUGACAGUGACCGACAUUUCUUCAAGUAACAAUCAUUCUGGGGUUUUUGGUAACAACUCCAGUCAGGUGGAUGAAAUUAUGUUUGUGUACUCGUCUGAGCAAGAGUCUCACACAAGCAAAUCACAGGCCCACAGAAGGAGGACAUGUGAGCAUGGCACUCAAACAGAGCGUGGCCUUCAGACGGUAAAUAAUGGUAACACCAGUAGUGCUCCAAAGAGGAGAGAGCAGCACAAAAAGAGUAAUACUGAUGUACCUGCAACACAGAAAGUUAAAGUAGACAUUAAAAAGUCUCCAACAUGGGCCAGUAUGGAAAGCAUGUCGGCUCACCUCUCGAAGCUUAUUGACAGCACCUCAGACCUGCUGGGAGAUGUCCAGGAAAUGAGAACAGGCAAAUCCCUCAAGUCAAGUCUGAGGAGUGUCAACUUGUCAAAUAUGAGCAUGUCUUACAGUGAGUCUAAUGACUGUACACAGAGAGACUGCUCAACUCAAACAGCCAUAGAUGUUGGGAUCCAAACAGAAAGGUCUCCAACACCAGCAGAGAAGAAAGUCGCUGCUCAUCACCCAGUGAGAGGUCCAAAACCUCAUGAAGUCAAUGUGAUAGUCAAAGUGAUUGGUUCUGAGGUUGUCACUGUGUCCCAAGACAAACAUGUGCACUGUGCGGUGAAGAGUACCGAUGAAAAAAUGCAGAGCAUGCCUGAGCUGAGCUUUAACACCUCUGCUGUAUGUCAAAGACGUUUAAGAUCUGCUUCUUCUAGAGGCUCAAAGCAAAGCACGCCCGAGGCACUGUGCCAAAAGAUUGCUGCAGUAUCUGAAGUCUCCCGCAGAUCAUCAAAAAACGCCUAUCAAGAAAAUCACAGUCCCUCUUUAAGAAAUGACCCAUUGCUUUCUUUAAAGAAACAAGCUACAUACACAGACCGUGCAUCAUCUCCUAUACUGACUGUGGGAAUAAGAUUGCAAAGAAGCAGACGGGAAAACCAAUCAACACUAAAUACACACAAUCAUUCUGAGAGAGACAGCCUUACUGUGUCUUCGAGCAAACACUUAGCUUGCACAGCUGUUUCAGAGGAUGAUCAAAUGCCCAGACCGGAUUGUGAUGUUUCCUCUUGUACAUCGGAAUCUGUAUCACUUGAGAGGGUGAGUGAAAUGAGUUGCUCAAGCCCUAAAGGCUCUGAUAAGUGCUCUUUCAGCUCAUCACUGGAUAGAUAUACAGACACUGACAGGGGAAAUGGUAUCUAUAAAGACUCCAAAUGGCAGAUGAGCUCUCAGCAGUGGCGGACUUCUGCUCCAACAAAAGGUUUAACUAUGCAGAACCACAUCUCUCCGACUGAUGUGCACAAACACCAGGCCAAAGCUAGACAUGGAAAAACAACAGCACCUGCAGUUGAUUUUGGCGAUUUUUUCUUUGAUUCCCACAACCCAUCCCCGGUCAGCAAAAGAACUGUUCAACUCCAGGAGGAUGACGUGGUGUCGAUGACACCCAGCGAGUGCAGCACAGACAUCCUCGUAAACAUUAAACCCAUCUCCAGCGUGUCCCGGUAUCAACACCACCAGAUGGACCCAGAGGACCUGCCCAUGCACAAUAAGUUCACUAACUGGUCGGGAAUUAACCUUCAGCACUCAAAACACUCCAACAAAGGGAACACAUUUCGUACCAAAGAACACGACAAGAGUGAAAACAAUGCCGAGUGGGGAGAAAUGGAGAGCUGCGACUCAAAUGUAGAGUUCAUUGCCCAGAGCGGCAGAAGGACAAGAGAGAUAGAGAGGCUGCGACAGGAGAGAGAGCAGGUGAUGGCAACAGUCAACCUCAGCAUGAACCCGACACCGCUGACUGUGGAGCUGACAGAGGCUAAGCUUCACUACGGCCUUGGAGAGACGGAUACACUGUUAAAGAUGCUGUCCCCGAGGACGAGAGAAGAGCUGGAGACACCGACCUGUGCAACUACCAAACAGCAGCUGUAUGACCGACACCGCAGGAGUAUUGAGGGUUUAAGGCAGGACAGGGAGGAACGCCUCCGGACUCACCGGAGAGCUCGUAGUCUGAGCCCGAGCAAACAUCCCCGCUCCUCUCCACCAGAGGCUGGCUCCAAGGUUUCUGCUGCCAUACCCAGUCGACGUAAAGAAUACCUACAACAGCUCCGCCAAGAGGUGAUAGACAGCUCCAGAAUAUCAGACCUCCCACGAGGAGAGGUCCAGUGUCCGUCUGACAUUGAGCAGAUGUUGCGCGACUACGGCCGAGCCAGGGAGGAGGCCAGGACUGAGAUUGCGAAAGCACGAGAACGACUGCGAGAAAGGACUGAGCAGGAGAAGAGGAGGCUGCAGCAGCAGGCCCUGUCUCAGGAAGCCAAGGACGACCCGAGGCAUCGGACAAGAAUCAGUAACAGCACCUUGUGCACAGGGUCCAGCAUGAGUCUUUCCUCUGGACCAACGUCAGGGUACAACAGUGGCAAUAUUGCCCAGCUACAGCAUGGCAACAGGCCUCUUCUGACUGGACAGAUCACAGGGUUCCAGAACGAAGGGCUGAAGGUCAGGACACGUCCUCCCAUAUGUGGUCCACAAAGUGUGAAGUCACAGAGAGCAUGGCUGUCUGCCCAGGAUGUCUGCCUUGAGCCUCCUGUCACCGGGUUUCAGCCCCUGAUGACCUCAUCUCCAUCACCCCCACCUUGUACACGUCACCGCAUCGCUUCCUUUGGCUCCAACUCUUCCAUAUCCACAACCUAUCAGGAUAUUACAUCUAGUCUCCUCAGUCGAGCUCUGGCUGAGGUACAACUGGCUUCCUCUGGGGAUUUGAGCAACCUGCUAAUGGGCAAGGCCACAGCAGGCUGGAGCUACCAGGGAGAUGAAGGCGGUAUCCAGGCUUACUACAAGCCCUCCUCCUGCCCAUCUGUCCAUGGUUUCCUUGGGGCCGGGGAGCUGGACAGACCCCUGGACAGUCUGUGGAACAUCAUCUGCCAGCUGUCCAAGAGCCACAUGUAUCAUCAGUCGCUCCGUUCUGUCUGGACACGCCCACUGGAUGACAACACUCAGCUGGUUUAUAUACUAACAGAUCCGUCCACCUGCCACCUCAGCCAGCCGCGGGACUUCUGCUGCAUCAGCACCGAGUCCAAACAGGCUCAAGGUGGCUUGUCUGUGCUGGCAAUGCAGUCUGUGUUCGAGGAGUCUCUGCCUCGUCCCAGUGUGGAUGCCGUCCGAGGGGAGAUGAUGCCCAGUUGCUGGAUCCUGCAGCCAAUUAUACAUGAUGGACAGGAAGCCACCAGGGUCAUCUACCUGCUACAAGUGGACCUAGGAACUCCAUCCUUUCCUCAUCGAAUGUUGAACACUGUUUCCAGAAGACAGGCAGCUGUCAUCGCUGGUCUUGACGCUUUCCUCGCUAAAUCUACAGGACUCACGAAGACGCAUUAGCAGGGAGCCCUAAGACUAAACUGGCUCCAGCUCUGCCUUUUAAAUUUGCACCUGAAAUGCGUUUACUUGAUUGUUUUUUAUUAUUCCAUGAGCACUAUUCUACUGUUUCCCAGUUACAAAGUUGAAGCAGCUUUCUUUCUUUUUUAUAUGAAGGUAUUUUUUGAUGAAAUAUUGAAACUGUAUUUUUAUAUUUGUGAUGUACAUGAGUGCUUGUAACAAUCAUAAUCCUAUUUUACCAAAGAUUGAUUAGAAGUAUAAGAGACUUCAUGUAGCUGUGCAGCCUUGAUAGUUAAUCAUCAAGCUGUCUAAACCUAAACAAAGUUUCCCCACCUAAUCCAUUCAUUCAUGAUGACAUAUUUAUAUUAUAAUAUUUAUAAAGUAUCAGCUAUUUAACUCCCUUAAUUCCCUUUUAUCAACAGGGUGUCUAUUGAUUUCUACCAUAUUGUAACAUGAACAGCCAAAUAUGUUAAAGUCAGCAAGGACGUCAUAGCUAGCAUAGAACAUUUAAAUUACAGUCAAAGAGUUGGUCAACAGAUAGUCAAGUUUAUACUGAUUUGAUGUAUUUUAACUAAUAUAAGUGUAUUUUCACCUGUGUUUAUAGAUAGAUGCAGCCAGCUAGAGGCCCAUGUCCCUGUAACUGAGAUUAGGACCUUAUACAGAAGGCAGUAUAACAUUGGCUUGCUCAUGCUGUUUUUGCAAACACUUAAAUGCUUUGUUUCAUCGUAGACGACGAGGGGGGUUUGCCAGAUAUGACUAAAUAAAAGCUGGAACUCUGAGACAUACUUGGGGUGGAAAGUAUCCGUAGGUCAGUUGAGUAUAUUUUGCGUGAAUGUCAACUGAGGUGACACAUAAAUGAAGGAAAUAUUUGCAAAUACUGUGUACUGCAACCCUGAUUUGUAUGGACUAAUAUAAUCUGGCACUGCAUAUUUUAACCACUCAAAAACCUUAAUUCUGCUGAAAACGUGCAUCAAAUGUCCUUUAACAUUUUUGGGGGGGCAGAUAAGGUGGCGGUAGUCCAACCUUUUUUUGGGAGAGCAGGGGAAGGUCUUAUUUUUUUCCUGUCCUGAAUUUUAUUUUUUUACUUCUACUACAGUUAAUUUUAAAGGUUUAAAGCAAACACUAAGAUCCCAGAGGAGAUAAAGUGAAAUAUAAGGUUUAACUACCUCAAUCAUUUUCCUACAGUCCCUAAGCUAUGUGUUGGAUAAGGUGGUGUAUUGAAGGAAUCCUAAGAAUUAUUUAGUCACUCUUCAGCUGUUAUUUGUAAUGUAUAGGGAGCUGCACAUGUCAAACUACUCUGCAUCACUCUCUCGCUGCAGCAAACCAGUUUAAAAAACUUGUAAAAAGUCAAAGAGCAGGAUUCCGCCUGCUCUGUAACUGUCCUCUGCUCUCCUUUAUUUUAAUUUUUGAAGCUGCAGUAAGAUAUGGACACACAAUGGUACACCUUUUUUCACCAGUUUCUGAAGUCUGUCAUAUUUAUUUUGUUCCUCUUGCCUUCAGUUUGAAAUGCUGUCAAAUGUGUUUUAUAGUUGUGUUUGGGUUAUUUUAUGAGCAUGGUGCUGUGUUCACAGCGGCUUGCACAAAACAUUUAAUGCAUUUAUUAAUGUUGCAUAUUAAAAAGGGAUUUUGUUUGAUGUGUUUGCACAGUGUUGAAGCUAUGCAGACGCUAAUCAAAUGCAGGACUGUUCUCAGUCCUAGCUCGGUCAGCUUUAUCCAGAUAUGAAGCCAUAUUAUUUACAGUAGUUGAAGGUUCAGGACAUUUUUUAGCAGUGCUUAGUUUAUGAUUAAAGAUGUUCCAGGGGGAACCAAAGAGAAAGAGACAAAUACUGAAGACACAGAGUGAAGGAACAUAGUGACUUUUUGUAGUGAUUGCUUGUUUGUUGUGUUUCUAUAGAUUUUUUAGUGUUUCAUUGUGUAAAAAGGAUUGUUAUUUAUGUGUUGUAAAUGUAUUUUAUUAUAAACACCCUGCUUCCUGUUGCUAAUAAGAUGUAAUGUGGCCCGUCCUGUGUGUUUGACCUUUUUUUUUUUACGAAUACAAUACAUAUUUUAAGU
Messenger RNA from Etheostoma cragini (Arkansas darter), 6281 nucleotides. RefSeq names its product stAR-related lipid transfer protein 9-like. Bases 57 to 4232 code for a protein of 1391 amino acids. Lineage: Eukaryota; Metazoa; Chordata; Actinopteri; Perciformes; Percidae. The transcript is spliced from 11 exons. The record is from RefSeq and is a predicted model, not a curated record. Gene Ontology annotation, molecular function: lipid binding.